AUGGCUCCAUCUUUUACCACUGUUAAAAUUUUCUCUUCUUUUGGUAUGGCAGAAAUUUCAAACUGCUUCACCAUCAUACAUGGUUACGUUGUUGUAUCAAAAGUUGCAGAUUCCAUGAGUAACAGCAAAAUGCGACCAAAGUCAGAGGAAGAAGAGAAAGUGUCGAAUGAGAACAACUGGUGGAUUCCAGAUCCUCUAACUGGCUUCUACAAACCCCUUAACAUCAAUGACAUUGAUGCUGCUGAAUUGCAUGCUAAGUUUUUGCCAAAAAAGUCCAACAAACCAUCUUUGUAA
Messenger RNA from Vigna angularis (adzuki bean), 294 nucleotides. Its product is annotated as indole-3-acetic acid-induced protein ARG2-like. The transcript has a single exon. Bases 1 to 294 code for a protein of 97 amino acids. Gene Ontology annotation, cellular component: mitochondrion. The record is from RefSeq and is a predicted model, not a curated record. Lineage: Eukaryota; Viridiplantae; Streptophyta; Magnoliopsida; Fabales; Fabaceae. Gene Ontology annotation, biological process: response to stress.